Molecule: messenger RNA, 875 nt
Organism: Odontomachus brunneus
Lineage: Eukaryota; Metazoa; Arthropoda; Insecta; Hymenoptera; Formicidae
Product: protein DPCD
Exons: 4
Coding region: 140-844 (234 amino acids)
Source: RefSeq, a predicted model, not a curated record
GCGUUGCGAGCGUUAAGUGGACCAAACUAACCAAUCAAACGCUACCGUGGUUACGAAACAAAAAACGCCUAUCAAAAUUUCAGUCAGGAUUUAAACUCCACAUAAUCAAGACUCGAAGUAACUCUUAAUUGACUUUUACAUGACACUUAUUGAAUGUCAAGCGGACUGUAUAUUUUUCAUAUUCAUAGUUCAUUCUCCAGUUGCUAAGAAACUCUCAAAUUUGUUAACGAUGUCAUCAGAAUCUUGGUUGGCGACUCUUCAAAAUGCACAGAAAACUGCAUGUAUUCAGGAUGGCAAGAGAAAGGUUCACUAUUUGUUGAAAAAUAAACAGGAAAUGAUUGAAGAAUAUAAUUUAGAUACAAAUGUAGUGGUACGCAGAACAUGGAGAAAAAGAAAUCAGUUUGAGAAAGAGAUCGGUUGGUCUGUUGAAAUUGGAGAUCCUGGACACAAGAUCCUUACACAAGAUGAUGAGACCUGUGUAAUACAAGAAAGCUCAAAUAUGCCAGUUGUUGUAAGAAGGAUCACGAAAACUCUGCUGGAAUGGCGAAUAAGGAAUUUACCGUAUCCUAAAGAUGUAUAUUCUGUUACUGCAGAGGAGGACGACACCAUAACUGUACGUACAAGCAACAAGAAAUACUUCAAGAAGUUAGAAGUUCCAGAUCUUCAACGAAUUGGAUUAAAACCCAAACAAGAUGCCAUAACCUUUACACAUAGUUUGAACACUUUAAUUAUAAUGUAUAAAAAGCCUACCGAACUUCUCAACGUUGAAAAUAAAAUAUUGACAGAAGCUUUGAAGCUCAAAGUACUGUCUGAGGAUGAUGCUGUACAAUGUCUAACGAGUUAAUAAUAAAGUUACUGCUACAUUAUAUCGACUA